AAUAGGAAGACGAAGCUAUUGAAAGAGGCCGGCUGGCUGAGCAUCGGCUGCAGCUGGUUGGCCGGGCGGUAGAGGCGAGCAGCCAAUGGGGCGAGGGUCCCCUCUGGCGGAAGCGGAAGCCGGGAGGGAGCCAUGGCGAGGUCGGUGGCGGCGCGGCGGUUGUUUCUUGGCGACGCCUGGCGGGUCCGGGGCCUGGUCCCGCCUUUGCGGCCGGCCUCGAGCCGAGCGGGAGCGGCCCAGGCGGCGGAGUCGGAGUCGGAGGCGCUCAAGUGGGGGCUGCUGCUCAUCCCCGCCGCCGCCUUCGGGCUGGGCUCCUGGCAGAUUCAGCGCCGGGAGCGGAAGCUGCGCAUGAUCGCCGACUUACAGGCCCGGGUGUUGACGGAUCCGGUCCCGCUCCCUACAGACCCCAUGGAGCUGCGGGGCAUGGAGUUCCGCCCGGUGACGGUCCGGGGUCACUUUGACCACUCCAAGGAGCUGUACCUCCUGCCGCGCUCGCUGGUCGACCCCGAGAAGGAGGCGAGGGACGCGGGGAGGGUCCUGUCCAGCCCGGACAGCGGGGCCAACGUCCUCACCCCCUUCCACUGCACGGACCUCGGAAUCACAAUCCUCGUCAAUAGAGGUUUUGUCUCCAAGAAGAAACUGAAGCCGGAGACCAGGAUGAAAGGACAGGUCGAAGGGGAGCUGGACCUGACGGGGGUGGUGAGGCUGACCGAGCCCCGUCAGCCCUUCGUGCCGGAAAACGACCCCGAGCGGAACCGCUGGCACUACCGGGACCUGGAGGCCAUGGCGCGGGUGAGCGGCUCCGAGCCCGUCUGCAUCGAUGCCGACCACAAGAGCACGGUCCCCGGGGGGCCCAUCGGGGGCCAGACGCGGGUGACCCUCCGCAACGAGCACCUGCAAUACAUCCUGACCUGGUACGGCCUGUGCGCAGCCACGUCCUUCAUGUGGUACAAGAAGUUCAUCCAGAAGGUCCCUCGCUAGACUUCCCCGGGAGGAUCCACAGCUUCCCUUCACGGAGGAAACGGAGGCAAGUCUUGCCUGGUUCUAAGGAAAACCCAAGGACAGGUGCUUCUGAAACCCAUCCAGGUGCCUCCACAAACUGGACAUUAUAAUUAUAAAAAUAUAUAAUUAUAUAUUAUGUAGAUAACUAGCUGUGCCCGGCCGGCCACGCGUUGUUGUGGCAAAGUGUGGUGGUUUGGGAAAUAAAGUAUCGAGGAAUUGGUGGUAGAGUUCCGGUUAUCCGACAUAUGUGGGAUAACCAAAACUAUUGUGUAAUAGUAAAAAGGUGAAGGCAAGUGCGACAGGCAGCAAGGAGGAUUCCUGUGUUAUUUUCGCAGCGGAAUACAAAAUCUGGUUCUUUCAGGCAGCACUAAAUAAAAUCACAAGUUUUUAUUUCUUAAAAAUGUUCAUUUGAAAGCAAAAAGACUGGCAGAGAACACUCUAAAAUAUAGACAGAAUACAGGAAAAACAAAGAUUCCUCUGAGCCAAUUUUCUGUCCAGGCUUUUUAUUUGUAUGUACAGAAAAAACCAGAAUGAAGGGCCCUCUACCCGAGUUUCGUGGCCAAUUCCUUGGCUUUUGCCUUCUCCAAUUUCGCGAUACGGGCCACCGACUUCGGCCCCAAGACGUUCCCGCCCCAGUGGCGGCGGAUCUGGAAAACGGAGACGAAAAUGCAUUACAAUUACAGGCAAGGCUUCCUUUCAGAGCAGCGAAAAGCCGGCUGCUGAUCUCUAUAACAGGUUUCAAAAUCAGGGGUGCCGUGGUUUGAGCUAUGAAUAAGUCUCUCAUUGGUUUCAGCUGCUUAUUUAUGUGUCUUUAGGUUGUAAAUACAUUGCAAAUCUGACAUGAUAAAUAAGGCUGUAAAUACUGGGAGUCUUUUCUUAGGGAGAAAAAGUGGGGGAUAAAUAUAAAUAAUAAAAAAAUUAAAAUACUUACUGACAUUUAAGUACUGUAUUAAAGAUAUAAUAAAUAAUAAUAAUAAAAUA
Anolis carolinensis (green anole) is the source of this 1983-nucleotide messenger RNA. Its product is annotated as surfeit locus protein 1. Gene Ontology annotation, biological process: mitochondrial respiratory chain complex IV assembly. Bases 133 to 981 code for a protein of 282 amino acids. The record is from RefSeq and is a predicted model, not a curated record. Gene Ontology annotation, cellular component: membrane; mitochondrion. The transcript has 7 exons. Lineage: Eukaryota; Metazoa; Chordata; Lepidosauria; Squamata; Anolidae.